This is a messenger RNA of Pieris macdunnoughi, 2910 nucleotides long. The record is from the annotation of a GenBank genome assembly. Lineage: Eukaryota; Metazoa; Arthropoda; Insecta; Lepidoptera; Pieridae.
AUGGCUUCAAACGAAGGCCGUGUUCAAUCUAACUUGCAUCAGCAGGAUCUAUCUAAAUUGGAUGUCACAAAAUUAUCGGCAUUGUCUCCUGAAGUUAUAUCAAGACAGGCUACAAUCAACAUUGGAACAAUUGGGCAUGUAGCUCAUGGGAAGUCAACUGUUGUGAAAGCUAUAUCCGGAGUACAAACUGUCAGAUUUAAGAAUGAGCUUGAAAGAAACAUUACUAUUAAAUUGGAGCGUGUAUCUGACUCACUCAUAAGAAUGUUUUGUGAAAGAAGUGAAGAAAUAGCUGAAGAUAUAUUUCAAGGAAAAAUAAGUAAAGGAAAACAGAAUCAUCCCACACUGUCUGAGCCCGAAGAACCCCCUGCAAAGAAAAGAAAAAAGAAAACUCAAGAGCUAGAAGAGUUUAACAUUGAAUAUAUACUUGAUUUUAAGUUUGAAAAUGGUGUAGAAUAUUUCUUUAUAAAAUGGAGAGGCUGGCCAGAUAGCGAUAAUACUUGGGAGCCAAUUGAGAACUUAGAUAAUUGUCAUGAUAUUCUACGGUCAUUUUUAUUUCAUCAAGAAGAAAAACAUUGUAAGUCAUUUGAAAAACUUAUAGGUGAAUUGUCGUUUGACAACUUACUCAGUGAAGAGAAUCUUGUUAAAAGAUUAGUUGAUUUUGAAGAAUUUCCCUUGUUAACUUUAAAAGAUAAACUUUUAAUAAAACUAUUAAGCCUGACCACCCUCACUCUAAAAGAAGAAUGCCAUGUAGCAAACUUAGUGCAAGAAACACGAGAUAUCUUACAAAUGUAUGUUUUGGCUAGAAAAAGAUGUAGACAACUUAUGGGUUUAAAGCAAUGGGAGGAGUUUUUGAAUCAAGUGGAUAAAUGUAAGAGGUUAGUUGUUGAAAAUGAAUUUGAUUUGUGUGGCCCUCCAGAGAAUUUUACAUACAUCAAUGAAUGUAUUCCAGGGGUGGGAGUUGUUAUACCAACAGAACCACCCAUCGGUUGUGAUUGUUCUGCAUGCAAUUGUCGAUCAAAAGUCUGCUGCGGAAUGCAAGCUGGUCUAUUUGCAUAUACAAUUAAGAAAAGACUAAGAGUGGCAUCUGGCACGCCAAUCUUUGAGUGUAACAAAGCAUGUAAAUGUUCAGAUAAUUGUAACAAUCGUGUAGUGCAGAAAGGUAGAAACAUAAAGCUCACAAUAUUCAGGACCAAUAAUGGCUGUGGGUGGGGAGUUAAAACUAGUCAAAAAAUCUAUCAAGGUCAGUUUAUCUGUCAAUAUGUCGGUGAGGUCAUUACUUUUGAAGAAGCAGAAAAGCGUGGUAGGGAGUAUGAUGCCAAUGGCCUGACAUAUCUUUUUGAUUUGGACUUUAACUCUGCUGAGAAUCCUUAUACCAUUGAUGCAUGCAAUCUCGGUAAUGUAUCACAUUUUAUUAAUCACUCUUGUGAGCCAAAUCUUGGAGUUUGGGCAGUGUGGGCAGAUUGUCUUGAUCCAAAUUUACCCAUGUUAGCAUUAUUUGCGACGAGAAACAUUGAAGCUGGGGAAGAAAUUUGCUUUGACUACCUGCAUAGGACUAAUGAAGAAGAACCAACAUCACCACAUAAAGUACCACAAGAAGUAAGUGAUCCAGACACAAACCUGCCGUCUCCUUCAGAAGGCAACACAGCCAGUUCUCCAGUAUCUCCAGUAAAAUUGAGAUAUGAAGUACAUCAAAAUAAGAGUUUGAGAAAACAAACAGAGUGUAAAUGUGGAGCUGUUAAGUGUUACGCGAACGCGAAAAUCUACAAAUGUGACAACCCAAAAUGUCCUCGGCCCACAAGUUUUAUAUCGGGCGGAUCCUCUAAGGACGAUAGCUUUCCCUGUUUGAGGCCAUCAUGUUCGGGCCGUUUCCAACUCAUAAGGCACGUCAGUUUUGUGGACUGUCCCGGGCACGACAUUCUCAUGGCCACUAUGCUUAACGGAGCCGCCGUUAUGGACGCUGCCUUACUUUUAAUCGCUGGUAACGAAUCCUGCCCUCAACCACAAACAAGUGAACACUUGGCUGCCAUUGAAAUCAUGAAGCUGAAACAUAUUCUCAUCCUCCAAAAUAAAAUAGAUCUGGUCAAAGAAGGCCAGGCCAAGGAACAACAUGAGCAAAUCGUCAAGUUCGUUCAAGGCACAGUGGCCGAUGGUGCUCCCAUUAUACCCAUAUCUGCUCAACUUAAAUAUAAUAUUGAGGUGCUAUGCGAAUAUAUAACAAAAAAAAUCCCAGUGCCGAUGCGUGAUUUUACCUCUCCGCCCCGUAUGAUUGUGAUUCGGUCCUUCGAUGUUAACAAGCCGGGUUGUGAGGUCGAUGACCUCAGGGGCGGAGUCGCCGGUGGCUCUAUUCUUCAGGGAGUUUUGACUGUUGGUAUGGAGAUAGAGGUCCGCCCGGGUCUCGUAAGCAAAGACGCGGAAGGCAAGUUGACAUGUCGUCCGAUAUUUUCUCGAAUCGUCUCCUUGUUCGCGGAACAAAACGAACUUCAGUUUGCGGCGCCCGGAGGACUCAUUGGGGUUGGAACUAGGAUUGAACCCACGCUUUGCAGAGCUGAUCGGCUGGUCGGACAGGUAUUAGGUGCGGUGGGAGCUCUGCCAGGUAUCUUCGUGAAGCUGGAAGUCUCCUACUACCUUCUCAAGCGACUCCUCGGAGUACGGACCGAGGGAGACAAGAAAGCUGCCAAGGUUCAGAAGUUGACGAAGAACGAGGCACUACUAGUUAACAUUGGAUCUCUAAGUACGGGUGGCCGUGUGAUUGCAACUAAAGCUGAUUUGGCCAAAAUAGCCCUUACCAGCCCUGUUUGUACCGAGGUCGGGGAAAAGGUGGCUCUCAGUCGUAGAGUGGAAAACCAUUGGAGAUUGAUUGGUUGGGGACAAAUUCAAGGUGGUGAGACAAUCGAGCCUUUAAAGAAUUAA